Molecule: messenger RNA, 2421 nt
Organism: Aethalodelphis obliquidens (Pacific white-sided dolphin)
Lineage: Eukaryota; Metazoa; Chordata; Mammalia; Artiodactyla; Delphinidae
Product: protein FAM163A
Exons: 2
Coding region: 298-801 (167 amino acids)
Source: RefSeq, a predicted model, not a curated record
GAACCUUUGAAACUGGAUGGAAACAGGGAGCAGAAUCACACCUUCAGUUAGCUCUGUGCCGCCUCUCUUCCCUUCCGCAGCUAUAAGCCCCACAGGUUAGGCUGGCCCAGGCCACAGCUACCCUCUGUCUUCAGGAAGCCCCUGGUGUUCCAGUGCCCAGGGCCCUCCCUGCUCUCGGGUCCCCCAUGCCUUCAGCUGAGAAAGUUCCAGGAGGGCUCCCGGCCCCAUGCCCAGGAGGGCAGCUGCCCCUCACCUCUCCGCACACGUCUUUGCAGAGUUUGAUGGGGCGUCGGGCGGAUGACAGCGGGAACGGUUGUGAUCACUGGCGGAAUCCUAGCUACGGUCAUUCUCCUCUGCAUCAUCGCCGUCCUGUGCUACUGUAGGCUCCAGUAUUACUGCUGCAAGAGGAGCAGAGCCGAGGAUGCACGCGAGGAGGAGGAGGAGGAUCACGACCUGCCCGCACACCGCAGAGGCCCCACCUGCAAUGUCUGCAGCUCCCAGGCCCUGGACGGCCGAGGCGGCCUGGCACCUCCCACCAGAGAGCCCUGCGGCCAGCCGUGCGGGGUGGCAGCCAGCCACUGCACUGCCUGCUCCCUAUACAGCUCUCCCUUUUACAUACGGACGGCUGACAUGCUGCCCAACGGGGGCGGAGGCGAGAGGCUCUCCUUUGCUCCCACAUACUACAAGGAGGGGGGACCCUCAUGCCUCCAACUGGCAGCGCCCCAGAGUUACCCGGUGACGUGGCCAGGCUCUGGCCGUGAGGCCUUCACCAAUCCAAGGGCUAUUAGUACAGACGUGUAACCCCUUCCACCCCCGCCACGCACCAGCGCUGCUGCCCCAGCAGGAGCAAUGGGGACAGCGGACGACACCCCCCAGCACGGCCCACAAGGACGGUCUCAGUUUUCCUGGCUUUCCUUUUCGCACAGUGGAGGGCUCACCCGGAUUCAGGCUAUUGAGGGCAUUAAGAACCAGGGCAGGGCCUGGCCCCGCGGUCCACAGGUGGCGGCCUGACAGGUCGUGUUGGCAGCUUAGACAGUUUCUCUGUUGGGACUGUCCUGUGGCCAGUGCCAGCACGGCCACCACCCUCUCACUUCCCUCAGUCCCCUGGCUGUGCCGGGCCAGGGGAAAGCUGAGCAAAGGCUCUGGGGGUCUUCGGAGUCCUUGGGGGAUGGAAGGAGAAAGGGGGGUGUGUAGGGCAAAGGGAGAGGCCAGAGCUGAGGCAUUGGCAGAACUCGAGAAGGGAGAGGAAGGGGUUAAAGGGACUCUUCAGGACCUGCUUGCUGAAAUGAAUCCAAGAGCUAGUUCACAAUCUAGUUUUGUACUUCGCCUGUUCUAGAGACUGCACUCCCUGUAGCUAUUCCAGCACGGAUAUUGCUUUCUGAAACACAUCACAUCUGCAUCUGCCUCUGUUUUCACAGAACACGUCGACUGGACUUUAAAGGCUGUGGCAUAAGGUUAUUUGUGAGGAAUGCACCCAAAAUGGAUGUCUCCCCACAAAUCCUCUUUCUCUGCCUCAGGAACCAGCUGCCCUGGCUGGAGAACCUUUUGCAAGUUUUGUUACUAGAGUUUGAGUAGCUUAGCAAAGGAAAGCCUGCUGAUGGUCUCGGGGCCCUGGUCCACCACGCUGAGCACUGUGCGUGGAUGCAGCCCUGCGAGGACGUGUGCAUUCCCAGGUGUGUGCACACGGGCCUGUCACCAACAGUGCACACCAGGACUUUGCCACCUGCAGGAGCUGCAGGGCGGAAGGGUCUCUGAUGUACCAACUAGAAAGAAAAAUCUGACUCCAGACAGCAGGAGCGAAAGGUGAUCAAGGUGGCAGCCAAUCCCCACGGCAGCCAGCUGGCUGGUACAGGAAGAGCCUGCGGAGUCUCCCCUGGGAUAACGCUGCUGCGUGGAAGCCACGGAAGCCCCUCCAGAGACCUGGUGUUCUCCCUGGGCAUCCAGCCACGAGGCCACAGAGCAGGACCCCUUCGUUUCACCACGGAUGGCAGCCCUCGCUCUGAGGAUGGGAGGGAUUUGACUUAGCAAUCAGGUUCCAUGCUGGCUGCCCUCCCUCCGCUGACCCACCCCCCAGUCACAGGACAGGGGCCUGUUUAUUGCUGUGUCACUCUAGCCCCAGUCCAACUCCCAGUUGUAACUCAGCUGUGGCCUUAUGCUGCUUGAGUGAAUGCAUCUGAUGAGUUUCCCAGUUGCCUCUGCAGUGAGGGGUGGCUGUCCCCCCACUUCCUAAGGGCAUUAGGAACCCCCAGACUCUCUUGCGUCACCGAAUGCUGCAGAGCGUGGGGCAGGGAGGAAGCUGGCCCCUCUGCUGAAAUCUUGAUUUUUGCAUUUGCGACAGGGAGGGUGAAGCUGGGGAAGGGGAAGAGAAUUCGCCGCACCUUUUGCAUCACUCUGGGCACUUGUCACCUUGCAUCUCAACCU